AUGUUGUACUCAUCGACGAUCUCAUAUGUCCCCGACAUCGGUAUAUAUCCCGUCACUGUGUCGUGCGCAGGGGCCGCGCGCUUCAUCGUCUUGAAGCGGAGUUGUCUGCCCGUGGCGCGGUCCAUUGCCCGCUUUGCCCAGGCAGCAUGGUAUGGGGCCAAAGAUGAGAAGUGGAAGCAGCUCAAAGAACAGCUUCUGUGCCACUUCCGCCCCAGCAAUGGCUUUCUGGACUGCUUGGAGGCCUCUUCUCAUCCACGGUGCAUGUUUGCACGGGGCCUGGUGGAAUGGGCCCUCAGCGUCCAUGCUGCGCACGUGGCUUUCGAUGGCGGCUUCGAGGAUUUUGUGGAGAUCAGUUACGAAGACUUGCUGCAGCACCCGGACCAGGUGCUGGACGCGUUGGAGGCAUCAAUCUUCGGUUCUGCUGCAGAGGGUGCUGCGGCUCGUGCCUGGGCACGAGAUGUGCUGCGAUCAGAUGUGCAAGAACCAGUGAAAGAGGCGGAGCAGGAGGUCUUGGACUUGCUCCAUGGCAGCGGCCUAGAAGGCCUCAUCGAGGUCCUCUCCGGUCGCUCGCCGGCCGUCACCGGAACUGGAACUCCGUGGCCGAAGCAGGUGGCUACCCUGAACUCCUCGGACCUGGCGUUGCCCGAAACGAUCAGCACCUGCCGCUUUGCGCAGCGCGUGGCCAACGUGCAGACCUUUGCACGAGUGAAUGAGCAGCAAGACCCCCAGCUCGUGAUCGCCAGCCUUCGGCAGGAGAAUGCACAGCUGAAAGCCGCCAUCGGUGGGCAGGGGGGCGAGGCCCUUUCGGAAGAAGAGCUGCGGAAGCAUUGCCAGAGCUUCUUGGAGGACGAGUCGUCGACCUCCUCCCCAUCCAUUUUCUCAGUUGCUUCUCUGAUGGAGGCCUUCGCGGCGUUCCGGAUGCUUCGCGAGUUGUGUUGGGAGAUGCUGCGCAGGCGCUUGGUUUCUAGAGCUACUUGGCAACGGCAGCCGGAAAAGGCGAAGCGGAGACAGGAGCGCCAGACGAGAAUGGAUUCUCCGAGCUCAAAGAGGCGCUGGCGGAUCGCGAGGCAGAAUGCCGCACCUUGCGCGCGGCGUUGGCAGCGCAGCCAGAGCGGCCGCCGCGGAGCAACCUGCGGGUCGGCGCUACGAAGGCCUCCAAGCCCGUCCAAUCGUACGUGUCCUGCGGCGUGCAAACGGCUGAGUUGA
Molecule: messenger RNA, 1206 nt
Organism: Durusdinium trenchii
Lineage: Eukaryota; Dinophyceae; Suessiales; Symbiodiniaceae
Source: the annotation of a GenBank genome assembly